Lolium rigidum is the source of this 1688-nucleotide messenger RNA. Its product is annotated as glycosyltransferase BC10-like. Bases 130 to 1305 code for a protein of 391 amino acids. Gene Ontology annotation, molecular function: glycosyltransferase activity. NCBI's taxonomy places the organism in Eukaryota, Viridiplantae, Streptophyta, Magnoliopsida, Poales, Poaceae. Gene Ontology annotation, cellular component: membrane. The record is from RefSeq and is a predicted model, not a curated record. The transcript is spliced from 10 exons.
AGGUGGCAGCAUUGGGGACAUAGUGCUAUUCACUCUGUCUGAUAACGUGGCAUGCAGUUUUGGCGUUCUGAAGUGUACGCAGAGGGUAUGCUACGAAUGUUCUGCUCUUGAUUUAGCAAUGGCAAGGAGAUGAAAGCAUCGCGAGUGUGGCGGCGGGGCAGCAAGGACAUGACAGCCAUGCCACCUCCACGCCACCGAGGCGCUGCCAAGAAGCCCAUGUGGAUAAUUGUGCUACUGUCAAUUGUUAUUGUUUCCUUGAUUGGGGCCUACGUGUAUCCUCCACGGCGCUACUCCGCCUGUUACUUCUUUGCUUCAAGUGUUUGCACCCCAUUUAAGGAUUGGCUCCCUGCUGUGACUCUGCGGGAGCCGACCGAUGAAGAGAUUGCUUCGGCUGUGGUUAUCAGGGAUCUGCUAUCAAUGCCUAUGCCCAUGUCAAAGAAUCCAAAGAUCGCUUUUAUGUUCUUGACACCUGAUUCAUUGCCCUUUGAGAGAUUGUGGGAGAAGUUCUUACAGAACCAGGAGGGACGAUAUUCGAUUUAUAUCCAUGCAUCGCGUGAAAAACCUGUGCAUAAUAGCUCUCUGUUUUUGAACCGUGAAAUUCGUAGUGAAAAGGUAGUAUGGGGGAGGGUUUCAAUGGUUGAUGCAGAGAAGAGGCUGUUGGCAAAUGCAUUGCAAGAUAUUGAUAAUCAGUUCUUUGUCUUGCUUUCUGACAGCUGCAUUCCACUACAUACAUUUGAUCACAUCUACAAUUAUCUGAUGAGAGCAAAUGUUAGCUUCGUUGAUAGCUACCUGGAUCCUGGUGUUCAUGGAACUGGAAGGUAUUUUAUAGAAAUGUUCCCUGAAAUAGAACGAAGGGACUUCAGGAAGGGUCACCAGUGGUUUGCUGUAACAAGAAGGCAUGCUAUACUGAUUAUGGCAGACACUCUUUACUACAGAAAGUUCAAGCUAUAUUGCAAGCCAGCAGUGGGACGGAACUGUAUUGCUGAUGAGCAUUACUUGCCAACCUUGUUCAAUAUAGUAGAUCCUGGUGGAAUCUCUAAUUGGUCAGUGACACAUGUUGACUGGUCUGAGGGUAAAUGGCAUCCUAGGUCCUAUAGAGCGGCGGAUAUUACCUAUGCACUCCUAAAGAACUUAACGUCUUUCAAUGAGAAUGUGCACAUUGCAAGCGAUGAUGCUAAAACUGUGACAUCGACCCCAUGUAUAUUGGACGGAACAAAGAGACCGUGCUUCCUUUUUGCAAGAAAAUUUUACCCAGAUACUCUCAACAAUCUACUGGAGCUAUUUUCCAGUGACACAUCUGCUUGAAUUAUACACAAUUCUUUGCCAUUGGCCUAGGAUUUCCCUAGGAUUUUUUUUUUGUAUGUAAAUUGUGAAAUUGAUACUUAGCUUCUUAACACAGAUACAGGGCCAGAGACAUGUCGUUGCUGCAAUAAUAGCGACGCCCUGUCAUUCUGGGACCCUAGGUAGGGCUGAGGUGAUAGUGCCCACAUUGUAAUCCACUGUGCAAUUUAUAUGUUUCUAUUAGCUACCCGUUUCACCUUUUCUCUCAUUCUUGUGUCUCUUCCUUUUCCCUUUUUAGUUUCCUAGCUCCCAUCUCUUGAGGAACAGGGGUUUUGUCAAGUUGAGCAGUUACUAUACCAACUCCUUUUUGUAUAAAGAUUAUGAAAUGAGAACCACCUUAUAGUUUA